AUGCAAGUCAAUACAAAUGUUGCUGUCAAUACGAACAAGGCCGAAGCCAAACAAUUGAAUACACCACUUCGUGGAACUCCGGUCCAUAUCAAUCCUGAUGCUAAAUGGAUACGUGACGGUGUUACUGUAGCAGGAGGCAAUGAAUAUGGACCUGAGUUAAAUCAAUUCUAUUGGCCAAAAGGUUUGCAUGUAGAUGAUGAUCAAACAGUCUAUGUUGCUGAUCAAGUAAAUAGUCGUAUUAUGGAAUGGAAGUGUGGUGCAAGGACUGGUCAGAUUAUUGCUGGUGGAAAUGGAGAAGGAAAAAGGAAUGAUCAGCUAAAUUGGCCAACGGAUGUAAUUGUCGAUCAAACAACCGACAGUCUCCUCAUUUGUGACAGAAACAACAAACGAGUAGUACGAUGGUCUCGUCAUAAUGGUACACAGGGAGAAACUAUCAUCUCGAACAUUGAUUGCUUCAGCUUAACAAUGGAUGAUCGUGGAUUUCUUUACGUCUCUGAUUCGAGAAAACAUCAGGUGAAACGAUAUAAAGUUGGAGAAAAACAUGGAAUUGUGGUGGCAGGUGGCAAUAGAGCUGGUGAUCGUCUCGAUCAACUCAGUUUUCCUACGUAUAUAUUUGUCGAUAAAGAAUAUUCAGUGUACGUGUCGGACAUGGACAACGAUCGUGUCAUGAAGUGGACGGAAGGUGCAAAAACAGGUAUAGUCGUAGCAAGUGGUCAAGUAAUUGGAGAUGAUUGGACAAAUGCUUUAUCACCGGAAGGAAUUGUCGUCGAUAAUUUGGGCACAGUUUAUAUAGCAGACAGCAGCAAUAAUCGAAUCAUGCGUUGGCCAAAAGAAAGUACACAAGGGAGCGUUAUUAUUGACGAGAAUAGCCAACGAGGACAAGCAAGGUGGUGGUUUCAUCCAGAAGGUUUAACGUUCGAUCGAUAUGGUUAUCUCUAUGCUGUUGAUAGUUUUCAUGCUCGAGUAAGAAAAUUCCAACUCGAUUCAAUUACAAAUUAA
Molecule: messenger RNA, 999 nt
Organism: Rotaria sp. Silwood1
Lineage: Eukaryota; Metazoa; Rotifera; Eurotatoria; Philodinida; Philodinidae
Source: the annotation of a GenBank genome assembly